Messenger RNA from Acanthoscelides obtectus, 540 nucleotides. NCBI's taxonomy places the organism in Eukaryota, Metazoa, Arthropoda, Insecta, Coleoptera, Chrysomelidae. The record is from the annotation of a GenBank genome assembly.
AUGUGUAGCAGUAAUAAACAUGAACAGAAGGAGCUCCUGAUAUCUGAAGUUCAUACCAGAAGACCUUUGUGGCAAGAUAGUCACCCUUUAUAUAAGAAUAAAAAUGCUGUUGAUAAAUUAUGGCAAGAAGUGGCCAAAGCAUGUAAUUGUAAUGUUACGGAUGCCAAAAACAGGUGGAAAAAUUUAAAAGAUCACUUCAGAAAGGAGGUGAAAAAAAUACCCAUUCCCAGAUCGGGAGCCAGUGUAAGACCAAAGUGGCAGUAUUUUGAACAAAUAGAGGACAGGGAGGUGGAGACGGUUCCUCAGGUUCAGGCUACACCAGCAGGACCAGGCCGACCAAGGUGGAUUACGCUUGUAUUGCUUACGGGAAUGAAUUUUCCUACAUUCGAGCAAGCGAACGCUAGCUGGACAGUAAUUGUGUUAUUCGUCUACCUGAGGCCGUUCGACAUUUUGCUCUUGUUCAGCGAGCUUUGCAGCUUCAAAGCGAAUUCCGCUGCUAUCAGCGCCAAUGCGACGAGCCUUUACACAGAAAUUGCAUAA